Echinops telfairi (small Madagascar hedgehog) is the source of this 2127-nucleotide messenger RNA. RefSeq names its product lipopolysaccharide induced TNF factor (gene LITAF). The transcript is spliced from 2 exons. The record is from RefSeq and is a predicted model, not a curated record. NCBI's taxonomy places the organism in Eukaryota, Metazoa, Chordata, Mammalia, Afrosoricida, Tenrecidae. Gene Ontology annotation, biological process: regulation of cytokine production. Bases 554 to 955 code for a protein of 133 amino acids. Gene Ontology annotation, molecular function: zinc ion binding.
CACAAGGUUGGCGGUUUGAAUCCACCAAGCUCCUGGAAGGGCAAAAGAUGUGACAGCCCGACUCAAAAUCCACAGCCUUGAAAAGCCUUUGAGGCAGUUCCAGCCUGUGCGGUAGGGCCAUGGUGAGGCUGCAUCGGCUUUGGGUCGGUGUUGUAUUCGCAAGAUCUGUGACUUUUCUCUCCCAUCGGCUGAAACUUUGUUGCAAAAGCCACAGUGGUUACAAAAGAGGACUAAAACCCCUUAGCGUCUCAAGGCAAAAUCAUUGUAGGGUGAAGAAACCUCUCUUACUACUUAGCUGCUGUCUCCCCUUGGGAGUUUAUCCGUUUCGAUGAUGUUUCAGUUAUAGCAAUGUUUGUUUAGGAGGACCCACAAAGAGGAUGGUAAUUUGGGGGUCCCCAGGGAAAGGCAGUGAAAGACUCUCUUUCGAGGGAGUCUGAAGCUGAGGAGUGUCUGCAGCUGUUCUGUGUGUCGGGAAGAAGUGGGAGAUGUGUUCGUAGAAAGAUGUCCGUUGAAUUUCUGAUGGUGGUGUCUUCUGUCUUGGCCUCAGGUGACAAUGUCGGUUCCAGGACCCUACCAGGCGGCUGUCGGCCCUUCCUCGGUGCCCAGCGCACCCCCGACCUACGAAGAGACGGUCAGCAGCCACUACCCUCCGCCUCCAAUGCCCAUGCCUGGGCCCACCACGGGACUCGUGACCGGCCCCGAUGGGAAGGGCAUGAACCCUCCAAGAGCCUUUCCUCAAAUAGGGUCAUCUUCCCAGGUUCUAGGAGUUAGGGGGUGGGCAUCCUGGCUAGUCGCCCUGGCGCAGUCAAUAAUGUGGCUGAGGUGUGGCUUUCUUGUCCCCUCCAGGUGUGUGUUGGGCUGCUGCUUCAUCCCCUUCUGCGUGGAUGCCCUGCAGGACGUGGACCACUACUGCCCAAACUGCAAAGCUCUGCUGGGCACCUACAAGCGUUUGUAGAACUCGGACGGACGUCGAGGGAGCCGUGCCCCGCAGGACGUCCCCUCCGGCCCUCGCCCAGCCCCACCGUGGCGGAGGCUCCGCCUUGGUGGUCUUUUCUCUCCAGGAGCCCAUCAUCAAAAGUCACAAACUUCUCAGCCCAGACUUUGCUGCUUAGAGAUGCACAGGACACGCAAUGAUGUUCCGGCAAGCGCCAGCCCAGGGCCUUCUGCCCCCCUGAGACCCCAGCUCACCCCUUCUAACUGGGGUGGUUGCCUGGUCUGAAUACCUUCCGGGGGUCCAACAUGGGCCGGCCCCUUUCCCUGCCUCCGUGAGUCCUUCUGGUGGUGGUCUCAGGCUGAGAAGCCAUGGGUUGCCUUAUUUUCUAGACUGUUCUGGCCUGGACGGGGUGGAACUCGCCCGAGUGUCCACCAGCUUCAUCUGCUCCGUCCACCCACCCUGGGGACACAAAUCUUGCCUUAGAGCCUUCAGGGCUUGUCUCUGACAUGGCAGUUGCUGACUUUUCAGUAGCACACAACUUCACUUUAAUUCCUUUCAUCCCUCUUUUAAAAAUCAUUGCCAGGAGGCAUUACUCCCACCCACCAGGCACUCGGCCUUGGGGAGCAGAGCUGGCUUCUUCCCUCGGGCCUGCCUUCCCCUGACCCUCAGCACCAGAUCCUCCAUGCCACUGUCCAUACGCCCAGCCCCUCACCCCCACCCCCCCACAGCAGUGGUUGGCAUGACAGGGCCCGUGACAGGCGGGAUGGUACAGAAUCACUUCUUCACCAGCGGCCAGUAGCAUUUUUGCAUCUGCUGAGGUACUCUCACUUUGUCUUUUUCUUUUUUUAGACAGAAAAAGGAAAUGAGUCAUUUUACCGGCUGCAUUUAAUUGGGUGUGCUUAACUCUCAUGGUGGGGCCCUCAGGGUCCUGGUGGUGUGUUUGCAAAGCCCGGUGAGCUGUGCCCGGGCCGGUGGUCCGAGGACUGGGGCGCUGGCCCGCUCCAGGGAGUCUGAGGGCCGGCCUCGGCCGGCCGCUGUGACGUCAUCUGAGACGUGAAGACAGCCACUCCCCAGCGCCCUGUGAAGAGUGAAUCAUUGCAGGCGCUCCUUACAUAGAAAUCAAGCCCCGGCCGCAGCCAACUCUGUAGUUAGAGACGUCGUCAGCGUUCUGCUUACUCUCGUGCUGUCUUGGA